Molecule: messenger RNA, 987 nt
Organism: Cucumis melo (muskmelon)
Lineage: Eukaryota; Viridiplantae; Streptophyta; Magnoliopsida; Cucurbitales; Cucurbitaceae
Product: 40S ribosomal protein S5
Exons: 2
Coding region: 172-795 (207 amino acids)
Biological process (GO): ribosomal small subunit assembly; translation
Cellular component (GO): cytosolic small ribosomal subunit; ribosome
Molecular function (GO): structural constituent of ribosome; rRNA binding; mRNA binding
Source: RefSeq, a predicted model, not a curated record
AUCCAACCGAACCGGUUUUUAUAUAUAUAAGCUUUAGGGUUUUUUUUCUCCAACACUUCAGCCGCAUCGUUCCUCUUCUCUAGGGCCAUAGAGAAACCAGUCCGCCAUUGCAGCGCUUAAUAACCUUUCUCCUCACUUUCUCUUUAUCCUUUGCCUCACUACUACGGAAUAAUGGCUGUUGAAGUUGAUGUGGCAAGCCAGGAACUGACCCAGUCUCAUCACGAUGUGAAGCUGUUCAACCGCUGGACCUUUGAUGACGUCCAGGUGAAUGACAUCUCUUUGGUUGAUUACAUUGGGGUUGCACCUGCCAAGCAUGCCACCUAUGUUCCCCACACUGCUGGGAGGUAUUCUGUCAAGCGCUUUCGGAAAGCUCAGUGCCCAAUCGUGGAGAGGCUCACAAAUUCACUUAUGAUGCAUGGUAGAAACAAUGGGAAGAAGCUUAUGGCAGUCCGGAUUAUUAAGCAUGCAAUGGAGAUCAUUCAUCUUCUAACUGAUCUCAACCCAAUCCAAGUUAUCGUUGAUGCUGUUGUUAACAGUGGGCCUCGUGAAGAUGCUACACGAAUUGGUUCAGCCGGUGUUGUUAGGCGUCAGGCUGUGGAUAUAUCCCCUCUGCGUCGUGUUAACCAAGCAAUCUAUCUCCUUACCACUGGUGCUCGUGAGGCUGCUUUCAGAAAUAUCAAGACAAUUGCAGAAUGUUUAGCUGAUGAACUUAUUAAUGCAGCAAAGGGUUCUUCAAACAGUUAUGCAAUCAAGAAAAAGGAUGAGAUUGAGAGGGUUGCAAAGGCUAAUCGUUGAGGUAAUAUGUCAAGGUUCAUUUUAUGUGACACAACAAGAGUUUUAUGUACUAUUUUUUUUGUCUCUGGCUACAUUCUUCUAAUGAACACUAUAGUUUAAGGUUCUGGUUUGGUUUCUUUGUUGUGACAAUCCAUAUCUACUUGUUUUAGGCUUUUGAAGUUGAACCAGCUAAUGCAUGAUCCGUUUCUUAAA